Messenger RNA from Anguilla anguilla (European eel), 11695 nucleotides. Its product is annotated as centrosome-associated protein CEP250-like. NCBI's taxonomy places the organism in Eukaryota, Metazoa, Chordata, Actinopteri, Anguilliformes, Anguillidae. Gene Ontology annotation, biological process: signal transduction. The transcript is spliced from 40 exons. Bases 366 to 11603 code for a protein of 3745 amino acids. Gene Ontology annotation, molecular function: molecular adaptor activity. The record is from RefSeq and is a predicted model, not a curated record.
AUUUUUAUAUUGAAAAAUACAAUCUGCACGUAUCAUUCUGUAAAUUUAACAUGAUUUUGUCACUAAAACAUAAUUGCAAGUCUUCGUUAAUUCAUUUAACCACACGGUCAACCUUGAGAGAGUUUUUCGGGGCACACAGACUUUCAACGACAUCAUUGGCCACGAAGCGUUUUUAUUGGUUGUCUCAAAAGGAACUUGUUGUAUGUAGGCGUGGCGCGGUUUUUGGCGGCCAUUUUGAAAAAAACUUACUGACAGUUAAGGAGUAGCAUUAUGAAUUUCUGUUGUUGUGGACCUGCAGUGCAAAUGUAGACGUUAUUGUUGAUAACAGAGGUGCCAGUGAUUAUGUUUUUACCUGUAUUACAACGAUGGACGAAACGCAGGGGAACCUAGAUGAUGGAGUCAAGAUUGCAGGCGAUGAGAUGCACCCCUCGAUGCGGAGCGGUGCGGAGCUGCGGCAGGAGCAGGGUGCCGGAGAGGUUACCUCGUCUCGCCCUCAGGGUGCUCUGUCCGUCAGGGGCCAGGAGCUGGCGGAGCUGGAGGACCUGACGGAGCUCCACAGCGAUGCUCGCGCGGGGGAGCGCGCGCCGGGCGUAGAUCGCGGAGGUAACGCUACUGUGCGGCGGCCGAGCGCGGAGCGACGGGACGGCCGGCGGGGUCUGCAGAGGACGUCCCGCUCCGCACAGCUCCUCCGGGACUCUGAGGCGGGAAACGGCGAGACGGAGGAGCGGCCGGCGCGGGUCCCGGCGAGUCAGGGCGUGUCCGAAACGCACCCCCGCGAAGCACUGCCCAACGGGACGGAGGAGGAGGAGGAGGAGGAGGAGGAGGAUGUGGUUCGGCUCAACAGCGUGGUCCAGGGGCUCCAGGUUCAGCUGAAGCAGGAGAAGGGGGCGGGGCAGCACCUGACGUACAGGUACGCCGCAGAGUCGUCCACCUAUGAGGUGCGGCUUCGGACGCUGGUGGCGGAGCGGGAGGAGCACCUGGCCCAGCUGGCGCAGAAUCGCGGAGCAGAGCGACAGCGUUUGAGUGAGGAGCACGGAGAAGAGAUUCUGCAGACCCAACAGCGCCCGAGGACCCGCCAGGCCCACGGAGACCACGUUUACUGGUACAUCAGAAACCCUGAGAACCUCGCUGUGCACAGCGCUCACACAGACCAUCUGGACCAGGAUGAGCCUGGAGAACCCUGGGAGAACCCGGACCAGGAAGGCUGCCUCACCAGCGGUCAGGACCACCUGCUGGAGAAGUACCUCGUCUCGGCAGCCCUGAGGGACAGCCGCUGGGUAGAGGACAGCCUGGAUGAUCGCCACCUGCUGGAAGGAGCAGGGAACUACAGGUUUCGGCUUUACAGUGAAGACCUUCUGGAUGGAUCGGCGUCCCUCAGCAGUGACUCGCCAGGCCUGGACGGAAGCUCGUCGGAGGAGGAGGUGGACCUGGGAAAGGCGCUGCUGGUGCAACAGUGUCGGGACCUGGCCGCACAGCUGGAGGACCGUGAGAAACAGCUGGAGGACCGGGAGAAACAGCUGGAGGACCGGGAGAAACAGCUGGAGGAGCUCCGGGACGAGACUCGCGGUUCCGCGGUGGAACUUCGCGCGGCCCUGGAGAAGCGCGACGCAGCGACGGAGGCUCUGGAGUCCGCACAGCGCCACCUGGAGGCGGAGAGAGCGCUGCGGCUGCGGAGCGAGGAGGCGGCUCGGCGCCAAAGCCAGGAGGCGGGCGACCUCCGGGCGCGGCUCGGUCGCCUGCAGAGCCAGCGGGAGGGGGAGGAGCGCGCCCGGGAGGAGGCGCUGGGCCUGAUCGCCUGGCUGAGGGAGGAGAAGGAGCAGCUCCUGGUCCAGCUGAGGGGACAGGAGCAGCUGGUCUGGGACGCGCAGGAGCAGAAGCUGGCCGGGGACUCUGUGACGUGCGAGGUGCAGGCGCUCUUCGGCCGGCAGCUGACCGUGCUGCAGGAGCAGCGCGACCGCCUGCAAGGCAUGCUGAACCGCCAGCAGGCCAAGAACCAGACCGCCUCCCGGCUGCUGGGCCAGAGGACCCUGGAGGUGGACUCCUCCCUGCAGGAGGCUCAGCGCCUCCGGGAGCAGCUGGCAGAGAGGGAGGAGGGCGUGCUGAGGGCCGGGAGAGAGAAGCAGGAGCUGGAGUCGCGGCUGUGUGGCCUCCAGGAGAGUCUGGCGGAGGCGCAGCGGGCCGCGAGGCGGGCGGCGGAGGAAGUGGCCGCCGGGGAGAGCCGCGCGGCGGAGCUGGAGACCAGGGCGAGGAGCGCGGAGAACGCCACGGAGACCGCCAGGGCCGAGUUCCAGAGCCGGCUGGAGGCGCGGGACCGGGAGGUGCAGGAGGUGAGCGCAGAGAGGGAGCAGAGCGAGGAGGAGCACAGGCAGGAGGUGAGCGCAGAGAGGGAGCAGAGCGAGGAGGAGCACAGGCAGGAGGCGAGCGCAGAGAGGGAGCGGGGCGAGGAGGUGCACAGGCAGGAGGUGGGCGCAGAGAGGGAGCAGAGCGAGGAGGAGCACAGGCAGGAGGUGAGCGCAGAGAGGGAGCAGAGCGAGGAGGAGCACAGGCAGGAGGCGAGCGCUUUGCAGACAGAGCUCGCGCGAGUCAGGGAGUCCCUGAGAGACCGGGACAGGGUGUGUGCGGUGGCCAUGGAAACGUUCCUCCAGGAGGAAGCGGAGAAGCUCCACAGCGCUGUGGAGGAGGCAGCUGCCCCCCUGAGGAGCGGUCACCAGGAAGAGACGGGCAGACUCAGGGAGAAACACCAGGAACAAGUGAACGAGCUGCUGGAGGAGAUGCAGAGGAAGCAGUCUGACCUGGGGGAGGAGCAGAAGAGUCGCAUCGCGCUGAUAAAGCAGGUCCACGAGCGCGAGCGCCGGCGGGAGAUGGCCGAGCUGGCCGCUGAGCGGGAGGCGGAGCUCAGCCGCCUGGAGGCGGAGCUAAAGGAGGGCAUGGAGGCCGCCCAUCAGGCUGAGCUGCUGCAGGCACAGACGCAACACUCUCUGGAGCUGGAGAACCUGCGGCUGAGCCUGACCAAUCAGCACGCUCUGGAGCUGGAGACCAUGCGGCUGAGCCUGACCAAUGAGCACGCUCAGGAGCUGGAGCAGUGCCGGAGUGCGCAACAGCGCCACACGGAGGCGGCGCUGAGCGAGCAGCGGGAGAGCCUGGAGGCCGGGUGGGCCCAGGACCGCGCCCAGCUCCACGCUCAGCAGCAGGCCGAGCUGGACCGGGUCCACGACCAGAACCGCGACCAGGCCCGGCGGGUCCAGCAGCAGCAUCGGCAGGAGAAGGAUGAUUUGAACCAGGAGUGGGAGGCUCGAAUGCAGAAAGAGAAGGUCCGGAUGGAGGAACUGCAGGCCAAUCAGAUUGAGGCGCUGAGGGCGGAGUGGCAGGGGGAGUCGGACCGGGCCCAGGAGAAGCUCCAGAGCCGGCUGAAGGAGAUGCAGGAGGCGUGCGCGGAGUGGGACGCCGCUGUCGGAGCGGACGCGGAUCUGGUGCCCAGCCACCAGGGGGCGCUGCAGGAGCAGCAGGACCGUGCGCGACACCUGGAGGAGCUCUGUAGCGCCAGCGCUGAGAGGGAGCAGCGACUGCAACAGGAAGUGAAGAGACUGCAGGCAGACCAUGUGACCCUGAAGUGGAGCUCCGAACAGGAAGUGGACCGUCUGCGGACCGAGCUCGAGCGCAUGAGGGCCAGCUGUCAGGAGCAGGAAGGGCUGAGGGAGCAGCUACUGGCCCGCUCCCCCCGGGGGGAGGAGGUGCAGCCGCAGGAGGAGGUGCAUCGGCAGGAGCUCGCCCAAGCGGAGGAGGAGGUGCAGCGGCUGACGCGGGAGCUCUCCCAGGUGGAGGAGGUGCAGCGGCAGGAGGAGGUGGAGGAGCUGAAGCAGGAGCUCUCCCAGGCAGAGGAGGAGGUGCAGCAGCUGAAGCAGGAGCUCUCCCAGGCAGAGGAGGAGGUGCAGCAGCUGAAGCGGGAGCUCUCCCAGCAGCAGCAGGAGAUCCAGGAGCAGAAGGAGGCGGAGCUGAAGAACUUGCGCUCCUACUUCGAACGGCGGCUGCGCGUGGCGGAGGAGAGCCACCGGGAGGAGGUGGCCCUGCUCCAGCGCCGGCUGGCGGAGGGCACCGAGGAGAACGCCGCCCCCCAGGGGGGGAACGCCAGCUUCCUGUCGGAGGGGGACGUGGAUGAGGACAAGGCCGACAUGCUCGCAGAGAUAAACAUGAAACUGGAAAAACACAAGGAGGAGCUGUACUGUCUGCGCUUGCGGUUGGAGGAGAAGCACACUGCGGAGCUGGAUCAGCUGCAGGCCAGCCUGACCCUGUCGCACCGCGAGCAGCUCCUGCAGGUGAAGACGCACCUGGCCGACCGCUACUUCCGCCAGACCCAGGACCUGAAGGCCCAACACUCCCAGGAGCUGGAGCAGCAGCGAGCCAAGCUGACCGAACACCACGCCAAAGAGAUCAGCAGGCUGCGUCUGCGCAGUGCCCAGGACGCGGCUCGGCAGGUGGAGCGGGAGCUGGAGGAGAGGGGCCGGGUGCUGGCGGGACAGGCCCGCUCGGAGAGGAGCCGAAUCCGGGGCCUGGAGGAGCAGCUGGCCGCUCUUCGGACUGAGCAGGAGGAGCAGCUGAGGCAGGCCGCAGAGCGGAGCGGGGAACUCGCCCGAAAGGCCCAGGAGAAGCUGAAGCAGGAGUUUGCGGAGCAGCUGCGUGUGGCCGUGCGGGAGGCCCAGGCGCAGGAGAGGGAGCGGGCGCUCCAGGAGCUCUCCCAGGAGAAGGAGGAGGCGCUGGGCAGGCUGAGGGAGGAGCUGCGGGCCCAGGAGGAGGCCCGAGUCUCCACCCUGAGGGAGGAGCUGGAGCAGGCGGCCGCUGAGGAGCGACGGGCCCUGCAGGAGCAGCAGGAGGAGGAGGAGCGGAGGCGCGGGCGCUCCCCACGGGACAGUCCGGAGAGCGAGAGCGACCCCCGCGUCCUGGCAGUGAGGCGCAAGGUGGAGGCGCAGUUCCAGAGGGAGCUCCUCACCGCCAAGCGCCUCAUGGCCGAGGAGGUGAAGGAGCUGAACGCCGUGCUGCUGGAGCAGGCGGAGGCCAAGCUGCAGGAGGCGCAGAGGAGGUUCGAGAAGGAGCAGAAGGAGCGGGAGGAGAAACUGGGCUUGGAGCAGGAGGCCGCUCUUCGGGACCUGACCAAGAAGCACGGCGAGGAGCUGGAAUCCCAGAAGGCUUUGCUGGGGGAGCGCGUGCGCAGUCUGGAGGAGGACCGUCAGAAUCUGGAGGAGAGGCACAAAAACAGGGCGGAGCUUGAUUCGCUGAGGGCGGAGCUACAGGCCAAACACAAGGCGGAGCUGGACUCUCAGGAGGCGGAGCUUCGGGCCAAACACAGGGCGGAGCUGGACUCUCAGGAGGCGGAGCUUCGGGCCAGACUCCAAGGGGACAGGGACGAGCUGGAGGCCCGGAUGCUGUCCAACAUGGACACCCUGGAGUCGGCCUACCUGGCGCAGAUCCAGGCGGGUCGAGACGAGAGGGACGGGGCGCUGCAGGCCCUGCGGGACCGGGAGAGGGCUCACGCGGCGCAGCUGGACCGGCUGAGAACACAGCACCAGGCCAAGCUGGGUCUCAUCUGCAUAGAGCUGCGCAGAGAGCUGGACCAGCUGCUCAUGGACAAGCCCUCCAGCACAGCACCUCAACCAGCCCAGAACCAGCCUUCCACCACAGCACCUCAACCAGCCCAGAACCAGCCCUCCAGCACAUCACCUCAACCAGCACAGAACCAGCCCUCCAGCACAGCACCCCAACCAGCCCAGAACAAGCCCUCCAGCACAGCACCUCAACCAGCCCAGAACCAGCCCUCCAGCACAGCACCCCAACCAGCCCAGAACAAGCCCUCCAGCACAUCACCUCAACCAGCCCAGAACCAGCCCUCCAGCACAUCACCUCAACCAGCACAGAACCAGCCCUCCACCACAGCACCUCAACCAGCCCAGAACCAGCCCUCCAGCACAUCACCUCAACCAGCACAGAACCAGCCCUCCACCACAGCACCUCAACCAGCCCAGAACCAGCCCUCCACCACAGCACCUCAACCAGCCCAGAACCAGCCCUCCACCACAGCACCUCAACCAGCCCAGAACCAGCCCUCCACCACAGCAUCUGAACAAGCCCAGGCCCAGAAGCUGAGCGCUGGGACGUCCGGCCGGGAGGACCCAGAGGAGGAGGUGCCAGUGGAGGUGCUGGUGGAACAGCUGGAGGAGCCGGACUUUGUGGCUUCUGGAGACAGGGUCGCUCUGGGGCUGGGACAGCUGUUCUCCAAGCUAAAGACUGAUCUAAGAACGGUGGCUGAAGAGAGGAGAGGCUUGCUGGAGGCGCACAUGCAGCUGCAGGAGGUGCUGCAGGAGGUGGUGAGGAGGACCGUGGCCACAGAGGAGGAGGUCCUGCGGAGGAUACGUGCCCACGCGGAGCCCGGGGUGGGCUGCGGAGGGGAGGCGGGAGAGAAGCUUCCGGACUCCUGCCUUCAGUCGGCUCUGACGGACGAGGGUGUGGGCCUAUCGCAGAAGCCCUGGCAGAGCCUGUUCUCCGGGCUGGCGCUGGGGCGGGACCCGCAGGUGGAGGAGGCGGUGCUGGGAGUCUCUGCCCGUCUGUGCUCUGUGGUGCGCAAGCUGCUGGACCUGUCACAGUUGGAGCCGCACCCCCCGAGGCCACAGGUGCCCCUGGAGGAGCACCUCAUCCAGAGCGGGCCGGACUCUGCCCCAUCCCAGCUGCAGGAGUACCGCCCCCCAGAGCAGCUGCACAGGGGGCCAGCUGAAUUUGGCACAGUGGAGAAGGCUGCUCUGGAGGAGGUGCUACAGCAGAAGGAGGCGCAGGUGCAGGAGCUGGUGGAGGAGCUGCAGCGGCUGGACGCGGAGCUGCAGGAGCUCCGUGAGGAGCGUGCCCUCCUACUCCGUCAGAGGGAGGCCCUUGCUGAGCCCCUGGGGGACACAGAGCGGGCGCUGCUGGAGGAGGCGCAGCGCCUCCUGCAGGAGAAGGUGGAGGCGCAGCGGCAGGCGGAGGAGGACCGGAGCAGGCUGGCGUCGAGGCUCCGGCUGAUGGAGGUGGAGGUGGAGGAGCGGGACGGCGGCAGGCUGGAGGCGGAGCAGCAGCACCGCGCCCAGGUGGAGGACCUCCGCCUGCAGGUCCACGCCCUGGAGAAGCAGCUCCGCCACCACCGGCAGUUCAUUGACGAGCAGGCCGUGGAGCGGGAGCUGGAGAGGGAGGAGUUCCAGCAGGAGAUCCAGAGGCUGGAGGCGCGGCUGAGGCGCUCGUCCCGGCCCCGCCCAGGAGGAGGAGGAGGAGGCGGCGAGGAGGACAAGAUUGAGGACUUGGUUCUCCAGGUGGAAAACCUGCGGGCGGCCAUCAGGCAGAAGAGCGAGGACUGCGAGCGGCUGCUCCUCACGAAAGAGAAGUACCGCGGCGACGUGGCCGAGCAGAACGAGCAGAUCCACACCAUGGCAGCGCGCAUCUGCGAGCUGGAGCGCGCUCUGUUAGACACGAGCCCGUCCGGUCACACGCUGGCCCCGCAGGAUGCAGCGCAGGACAGAGCCCCCCUGCUGUGCUCCAGCUGCCUGCAGGUGUUUGCUCUGCAGCGUAACGCAGACGACCCCCGUCAGUGCCCCCCCAGGAGUGGGGCGGGCCACCCCCUGGACCAGCAGCUCCAGGCAAUACAGAUGGAGCUCCGUACAGCCGGUGUGGGGCAGGUACAGGAGAACGAUCACGCCGCGCGCCCCCUCCCGGAAGCGGACGGACACGAGGACACGCCCUCCGUGCGUCUGGACCCCCCGGACCAGCUGGAGGAGCAGAGGCGGGAGAUCCGCCAGCUCGGCGAGGAGAUCCUCCGUCUACGCCGGGAAGCCGACGCCUCCCAGGACCAGGCAGUGGAGGAGGCGCGCGCGGAGGUGGAGGAGCUGCGGUCGCAGGUGGAGCACCUCCGCAGCGACAGGGAGCGUCUGCGGCAGGACAGGGAGGUGGAGGAGGAGCGGCUGCACGAGGUCAUCCACAAGCUGCAGGAGGAGCUGGAGCGGGCGGAGUCCGAGCGGUACGAACUCAGCACAUCCUCCGAGAGCAGCCCCGCCCCGCCCCUCCCCCACACCCCCCGCGGCCUGGAGCACAGCCUGCGGCAGGAGCUGAGCCACCACGCCCCCGUCCCAGAGCCGCGGUGGGAGGCGCAGCCAGGUCCUGGCGGGACGGGGGCGCAGAAGCGUGGGGGAGACGCUCCGGACGGGCCCGUCCCAGCAGAGACCCUCCGGACCGUGCUGGAGGCCCUGGAGGGCCAGGUUCAGGAGGGCCAGGCCAGAAUACACCAGCUGGAGACAGAGAAGGAGGAGCUGAGGCAAGCCAAGGGCCGGCUCCAGGAGGAAGUAGGAAGACUGCGACAGGAAGUGACAUCAAAGAGAGACCACAUCCAGCAUCUGAACUCUGGGCUAGGGGGAAGGACGACGGGAGCAGGGGACCUGAAAGAGGUGCUGACCGUUGCCGAGGAGACGCUGGCCAAGGCGGAGGUGGCUCUGAGGGAGAACGAGGAACGUCUAGCUCAGGGAAGGGCGGAGCAUGAGGCCUUGAACAAGGAGCAUGAUGCCUUGUGGGCGGAGCAUGAUGCCAUGAAGGAGGAGCAUGAGGGCUUGUGGGCGGAGCAUGAGGCCCUGAAGGCGGAGCAUGAGGCCCUGAAGGAGGAGCCUGAUGCUCUGAAGGCGGAGCCUGAUGCUCUGAAGGAGGAGCAUGAGGCCUUGAAGGAGGAGCAUGAGGCCCUGAAGGAGGAGCAUGAGGCCUUGAAGGAGGAGCAUGAGGCCCUGAAGGCGGAGCCUGAUGCUCUGAAGGCGGAGCCUGAUGCCCUGAAGGAGGAGCAUGAGGCCCUGAAGGCGGAGCCUGAUGCUCUGAAGGCGGAGCCUGAUGCCCUGAAGGCGGAGCAUGAGGCCCUGAAGGCGGAGCAUGAGGUAUUGUGGGCGGAGCAUGUUUCCUUGAAGAUGAAGUUUGCUGCUGUACAGGAGGAGCUGAGCUCCAGCGCACACAGGACAGAGACGCUGAUGCAGGAAAGCCAGACUGAGGACAGAGCGCUCGCUGACCUGGGUAUCCACAGCCAGCUGCUUGGGCUGGCCGGCCAGCAGGGGGAGCCAGAGAGCCGCAGCCUGCAGGGCGAUGCCUGCACCCGACACGGGGCCCCCGGGCGUGGCUCCUUCCUGCUCGGCCUGCGGUACGAGGCCUCCUCACGCCCCCCGGGAGGGCUGCGUACCCCGAGCUCCAGCGGGGACCCCGCCUCUGAGCUCCCCUCCCCCCCGCUGUCCCAGGACCUUUCCCAGCCCCCUGAGGCCUUCAGCACCCCGCUCACCCUCUCCGCCUCCGCCUCGGAGCGCCCCUCCACCCGGGACUCCCCCCUCUCUGAGCAGGUGAAGACCCUGGACGAGCGGUACUUCACCGGACUGGAGGAGUGGCCCAGCGAUGCUGACUGCAGCAGCGUAAGCUCGCACCGGGACACCACUCUGCAGGAGCAGUGGGGUGCGCCGGAGGGCCUGAGUGCCAGUUUUCUGGAGUACCUGCACAAUCGGGACAUGUCUGUGGCAGAGAGGACGGACAGCGCCACGGAGAGCAUGGGCCAGGACGCCGAGCUCCUCUCUCCCGAACUACAGAGCUGGCUGAAGAGGGUGUACAGGGAGGGACACAGGGUCCUCUCCUUGUCCGAGCGCCCUGUCCCGGUCACCGUGACGACCCCCAGCCCUCUCGAGGCUCCGCCCCCCUCCUGGCAGGCAGAGAGACGGGCUCUGCAGCAGACCGUCCUCUCCCUCAGAGAGCUGCUGUGCAAGAUGGCCGCCAGAGAGCCCAAGGAGGAGCAGUGGCGGCUGCACCUGGAGCAGCUCCUCUCCGCGGACCGGCUGGCCCUCCUGGAGGAGGUGCAGCACCUGCGCUCCCUGCUGUGCGCCUCCAGCCUGCGGAGCCAGGAGCAGCUGCGCCUCCUGCAGGCCUCCCUCAGCGCCUCACAGCAGGAGCACAGCCAGUACCGACACGUGUUCAUCCGCACAGGGGAACUGCUGGAGCCCCAUCUGACAGAGAGGCAGCUGGGACGAACGGAUCAGCCAACUACACAGAGGGCAGGAGGGGCGGAGCAGAAGGCCCAGCUGUGGGCGGAGCAGACAGGAGGGGCGGAGCAGAAGGCCCAGCUGUGGGCGGAGCAGACAGGGGGGGCGGAGCAGAAGGCCCAGCUGUGGGGGGAGGAGCAGAAGGCCCAGCUGUGGGAGGGGCUGGUGAGCACGGAGAUGUCCCAGGAGGCCGAGCGUCACCAGCAGAGCGAGCAGUCUCACUGCGAGGCGCUGAUCGCAGAGGAGAGCAAUCGGGCUAUUGACCACGCCCGCAGCCUGGAGGAGGAGGUGCAGAGGAGGCGCGAGGCGCUCAGACAGCUGGAGGAGGAGAGGGUGAGCCACGUCCACAGCCUGGAGGAGGAGGUGCAGAGGAGGCAGGAGGCGCUCAGACAGCUGAAGGAGGAGAGGGUGAGCCAUGCCCAAAGCGUGGAGGAGGAGACGCAAAGGAGGCGUGAGGUGCUCAGACAGCUGGAGGACGAGAGGGCGAGCCACGCCUGCAGCCUGGAGGAGGAGGUGCGGAGGAGGUGUGAGGUGCUCAGACAGCUAGAGGAGGAGAGGGUGAACCACGCCUGCAGCCUGGAGGAGCAGGCCCGGCAGCACGAGGAGGCGGUGUCCGAGGACAGGAGGUUCAUCCAGGAGCUGCGGGCUCAGCUGGAGCAGGAGCGCGGGCAGAGCGAGGAGCUGGCGGCCGCCAUGGAGCGUCUGCACCGGCAGGUCGUUCACACCAAGCGGCAGCUGGAGGAGGAGGCGCAGAGGAGGCGAAAGGCGGCUCAGGGGGAGCACAAAGCCGCCCUCGGUCUGGAGGAGCAGAGGCGCAGAGCCAACCAGCUGCAGGCACAGCUGGACCUCCUGAGAGAGGAGGCGCGCUCUGUGAAGGACGAGUGCAGGACACUGAGGAGGCAGGAGGAGCAGGAGGAGACAGACAGAAAGCACAGCUCCAUCUGUCACAGGCUGAGUCAGAGCGCCGCCCUGCAGGCUGAUGGGUGUAAUGCUGAGACUGAGCUGCAGCUCUCAGUCCACAUGGCAAACCAGCCCUACAGCAGCAAGGUGCAGCGGCUGUACUGCCGGUACUUGCGGUCGGAGAGCCACAGGAAGGCGCUGGCGUUCCAGAAGCGCUACCUGCUCCUGCUGCUGGGCGGGGCCCUGGACGGCCAGCACGCCACGCUGGCGCUCGUGGCCCGCAUGGGGGCGUGUCCCUCGCCUGCGGCUCCGCCCCCCCGGCCCAGCCCCGCCGCGCGCUUCAGGACCGCCGCCCUCGCGGCCGUCGCCGUCUCGCGGCUGUCGCUCCUGGUUAGGAAGUGGCGGAGGGCCUUCAGAACGGUCCCGCCGGACAGCGCUCAGACCACGGAGCACAGCUCCAGAGCCGGCUCCAGCAUCAAACCUGAGGUGCUGAGACGACAGCAGCCGUCUGCGGCCCAGAGCUCCGCCCCCUCCUGUUACACCCAGCCUCUCGCAAGAGGGCGGGGCUUCGGUCCUGUCCGUCAAGUCACCCUUCAGCCUGUGCAGCAGGCUCAACCGCAGACCAUCAGACAGAAAAGUAACUGAAUACCUCAUCUUAAAAUUAUACUGCAAAGCAUCAAUCAGUGUGUACAUUAUGUAUUAAGGUUUCAAUAAAACAUUUUUUAUAAAAACAAAUU